AUGAGUAUGAUGAGAGAGCUAACAUUUUUCCUUGGACUACAAAUCCAUCAAUCAGAAAGUGGAAUAUUCAUCUACCAAACCAAGUAUACAAAGGAAUUGAUUCAAAAAAUUGGAAUGAGCAAUGCCAAAUCAAUUGGAACUGCUAUGAGUCCGUUUACAAGUUUAGACAGGGAUGAACAGGGAAAAUCAGUAGACGAAACCAAGUAUCGUGGAAUGAUUAGGUCUCUACUAUAUCUUACGGCUAGUCGACCAGAUAUCAUGUUCAGUAUUUGUAAAUGUGCCAGGUUUCAGUCAGCUCCUAAAGAGUCUCACUUAAUAUCAGUAAAGCAAAUUAUUCAUUAUCUCAUUAGAACCACCUCCUACGGACUUUGGUAUCCUCACUCUAAAAAUUUUAUACUUGAGGGUUUUUCAUAUGCCGAUCUUGUAGGUGACAAUGAGGACAAAAAAAGCACAAGUGGGACUUGUCAAUUACUGGGAAAAGCACUAAUUUUCUGGAAGAGUAAAAAACAGGGAUCAAUGGCUCUUUCCACAACUCAAGCAGAGUACAUUGCAAUUGGAUAA
Molecule: messenger RNA, 561 nt
Organism: Nicotiana tabacum (common tobacco)
Lineage: Eukaryota; Viridiplantae; Streptophyta; Magnoliopsida; Solanales; Solanaceae
Source: RefSeq, a predicted model, not a curated record